Phaedon cochleariae (mustard beetle) is the source of this 685-nucleotide messenger RNA. The record is from the annotation of a GenBank genome assembly. Lineage: Eukaryota; Metazoa; Arthropoda; Insecta; Coleoptera; Chrysomelidae.
UAGGUAUAUAACUCAGUAUAUAUAAUCUAUGCAAAGUCACUUGAAGCUUCUCUGGCAAGGAAUGUCUGUCUCGUGCACAGACCGGAAGCGCUAGGCUAGGCCUACAUUUUUUGCUGGAGUUGCUACUUACCUACCUAUCUAGGUAUGCUUUGGAAGAAAUUCUAAUGUAGAAUAUUGUGCCAAUACUAGAAUUCUUGAUGCUCAUUGAAACUAUGGGAAGGCACAUUUCCUGUUAUGAUAUUCAGAAUCAUUCCCAUUGAGAUGAACAUCUACUGAUUCAUUGAUUGAGUCAUGUGGAAUUGUAAAAUCAAUAUUCAACAAGGACUGAUUCAAGAAAGUCGCCCCAAGUUGAACACCUUCUGGAAGUAUGCCAAAGUGGAACUUUCUCCACCAACUCCCGCAGACAUUCCCCAAAUCAGAGCUGGUAUUGGCAGAUUAAUCAGCGGUGCUAAAAAUGGGACUUGGAAAAAUCUAACCGUUAAAGAAGCUUGGCUGAAUACGCUCGUUGGAGUAGAAGUCUUAUGCUGGUUCUAUGUUGGAGAAUGCAUAGGGAAACGCCACAUUGUAGGAUAUGAUGUUUAGAUGAGUUAGGAACGAUUUAUUUAAUUUUUAUGCAGUACUACAACUCCAUUCUGUAGAUUUCAAAUUCUGGGGUCAUCUCAAUAAACAAUUUAUGUAGUCAAAA